AAGGAAUCCCAAAGAGUCCCGCGCGCUUCUAUAUAAACCAGUCGACGGCCGUGCGACGAGCCCCAUGAGCAUUGGAUCAUCUCGACUGUCGAUUUCAGCCGUCCUCAUCUCUUCCCUUUUAUUCUUCUCUCGAUCGAUCCUGUCGUCAAUGGCGGAGGCCACCACGAAGCCGGACGAAGCCACCGUGCAAAUCGUCUACGUCGAGAAGCCCGAGGCCGAGGAACCCGAGGCCUUCCACAUCCGAACCCUCGCCGCUGUCCUCGGCAGCGAGGAGGCCGCUACGGACGCCGUGAUCUAUCACUACAAGCAUGCCACGAGCGGGUUCUCGGCUAAGCUGACCCAGUCGCAGGUCGAGCAAUUGUCAAGGCAACCAGGCGUCCUUCAGGUUGUACCUAGUAGGACCUACAACCUCCAUGGAUCCAGAGGAGGCACUUCUGGAGUCAUGGGGUUGUGAGCUCAUCUCGCAGGAAAUAAAUAAUGGAUGUUCGAUAUACAUAAGUGAAGUUUAUCUACAAUGUAGCAAUGACUUGAUAUCUGAAUAAUAGCUCAACCUGGUUGGUCUUCCUGAUGUAUGAUACUGGUUGUGUAAUCUAUCUUUUGUUUUAUUGCAAAGUUAUAUGGAACUGAAACUAAAAAGUUGUUGACGAGAGUUAUGAAAUCCUUUCGUUUAAA
Molecule: messenger RNA, 672 nt
Organism: Musa acuminata AAA Group (dessert banana)
Lineage: Eukaryota; Viridiplantae; Streptophyta; Magnoliopsida; Zingiberales; Musaceae
Product: subtilisin-like protease SBT3.9
Exons: 3
Coding region: 65-454 (129 amino acids)
Source: RefSeq, a predicted model, not a curated record